AUGACGUUGGGUCUGCGGAUUGCCAUUGACCGAGGCGGCACGUUUACCGACUGCCUAGGUCAGCUCCCUGCAUCUGGGACAGAGAAUGCAGGCCGGGAUAUAGUCAUCAAGCUCCUAUCGCACGAUCCAAGCAACUACCGUGAUGCGCCUACGGAAGGCAUCCGGCGUAUCCUUGAGGUGGCAACGGGUCGAAAGAUACCUCGCUCGCACAAAAUCUCAACGGAGGAUAUUGACUACAUUCGGCUCUCAACUACUGUCGCCACGAAUGCGCUACUAGAACGACAAGGCGAGCGACAUGCCCUUAUCACCACGAAGGGAUUCCGAGACAUUGUGCAGAUUGGAAAUCAGUCAAGACCCUCGAUCUUUGACCUCGCCAUCCACAAGCCCGAAGUGCUAUACGAACACGUCGUUGAGGUAGAUGAGCGUGUGACUGUGGUUGGCUAUACAUCUCAUCCUAAUGCGAGAGAACACGGCGUGCAGUUCUCGUCUCCAUCGCGCGACGCCUACGUGACCAAGCCGUGGACAGGUCCGGACCGGCCGCCUAGUGCAGCGCCGCCAGGUGCGCCCUAUCAAGCGCCUGAGAUUGUGCGUGGCGUAUCAGGUGAGGCCGUCGCGAUUCUGCAAAAACCAGAUGAGACCAAGGUUCGCGCGCAGCUCGAAGAUUUGUUCGCGAAGGGAUACCGAAGCCUGGCUAUUGUGUUCAUGUUUAGCUACACGUUUCCUGAUCAUGAGCAGCUUGUUAAGCGAAUUGCGCGUGACAUUGGAUUCCCGCACAUUAGCUGCAGUGCGGAACUCAUGCCCAUGAUCAAAAUGGUGCCGCGUGCCACGAGUGCCACAGCAGAUGCAUACCUUACACCGGUGCUGCAAGCGUACAUCGAUGGCUUUUUCAGCGGUUUUGAUUCUUCGCUGCGCGAUGGUAGCGCUGGUACACGUGUCGAAUUUAUGAUGUCGGACGGUGGCUUGACGUCCGUCGAGCACUUCACCGGUCUCAAGUCGAUCAUUAGUGGUCCGGCUGGCGGUGUGGUUGGUAUGGCGCUGACGACAUACGAUGAGAGGGAUGGUCGGCCCUGUAUUGGUUUUGACAUGGGCGGCACCUCUACAGACGUAUCGCGGUAUGCGGGUCGCUACGAGCACGUCAUGGAAACCACGUUGGAUGGCGUCACCAUCCAAAGCCCUCAGCUUGACGUCAAUACGGUAGCAUCUGGUGGCUCGUCGUGCCUGUUCUUCCGCAACGGCCUCUUUGUCGUGGGUCCUGACAGCGCCUCUGCUCACCCAGGUCCUACUUGCUACCGCAAAGGAGGCCCCUUGGCCAUCACAGACGCAAACCUUGUGACCGGUCGUCUGGCGAUCGAGAUGUUUCCCCGUAUUUUUGGCCCGAAUGAAAACGAGGGUCUGGAUAUCCAUGCAUCGCUCCAAGCAUUCGAGGCUUUGACGACCCAUAUCAACGCCGAGACUGGCCGCACCAUGAGCGUCGACGAAGUCGCCCAGGGCUUUAUACGCGUCGCCAACGAAGUCAUGUGCCGUCCCAUUCGUUCCUUGACGCAAGCGCGCGGUUUUUCCACGUCCAAACAUGUACUGGCGUGCUUUGGCGGCGCGGGUGGGCAGCACGCAUGCUCUAUUGCGCGGGCCUUGGGGAUCAAGACGGUGGUCUUGCACAAGUAUUCGUCGAUUCUUUCGGCAUUCGGCAUGGCUCUCGCUGACCGUGUCUUUGAAGUUCAGGAGCCCAGCAAUGAGACGUGGGAUCACACGCCAGCGACCCUCGAGCGUAUUCAGACACGCGCGGAUGCCCUAGCCAAGCGUGCCCAAGACGAGCUCCUCGCGCAAGGAUUUGCCCGCGACCGCAUCCACCUUGAAGUGUAUUUGCAUAUGCGCUACGAUGGUACAGACACAGCGCUUAUGACACUCAAGCCCGCUGACAGUUGGAACAUGGAGUCGGUGUUUGUCGAUACGUAUCGUCAAGAAUUUGGGUUUGUGCUGUCGAAUCGGGCGAUCCUCAUUGACGAUAUCCGCGUGCGUGCCGUCGGGCGGACAUUUGAUUCGCUUGGUCCGUCUGUCCUAGCAGAGCACGCCGCUCAAGGCACGCGUUAUGCGCAUGCCAAGGCCCUAGACACCGCGUCACAGCGUCCGGUGUAUUUUGAUGGAGAAGGCCGCUUACCCACACCGAUCGUGCGCCUGAAAGACUUGUCCGCCUUUGAAUAUGUGCCAGGCCCGGCCAUUUUGAUCGAUGAAACACAGACCAUUCUCGUGGAGCCGCGUUGCAUAGCGCACAUUUUGACUCAGGCUGUUCUCAUCGAGAUACAGUACGACGAAGGCCGUCCGUGA
This is a messenger RNA of Malassezia restricta, 2322 nucleotides long. RefSeq names its product 5-oxoprolinase (ATP-hydrolyzing). Gene Ontology annotation, molecular function: 5-oxoprolinase (ATP-hydrolyzing) activity. NCBI's taxonomy places the organism in Eukaryota, Fungi, Basidiomycota, Malasseziomycetes, Malasseziales, Malasseziaceae. Gene Ontology annotation, cellular component: cytosol. The transcript has a single exon. Gene Ontology annotation, biological process: glutathione metabolic process. The record is from RefSeq and is a predicted model, not a curated record. Bases 1 to 2322 code for a protein of 773 amino acids.